Messenger RNA from Micropterus dolomieu (smallmouth bass), 1776 nucleotides. Its product is annotated as excitatory amino acid transporter 2-like. The record is from RefSeq and is a predicted model, not a curated record. Gene Ontology annotation, biological process: L-glutamate transmembrane transport. Bases 1 to 1776 code for a protein of 591 amino acids. Gene Ontology annotation, molecular function: neutral L-amino acid transmembrane transporter activity; glutamate:sodium symporter activity; L-glutamate transmembrane transporter activity. NCBI's taxonomy places the organism in Eukaryota, Metazoa, Chordata, Actinopteri, Centrarchiformes, Centrarchidae. Gene Ontology annotation, cellular component: plasma membrane. The transcript has 11 exons.
AUGUAUAUAGCCCUUACCUCAACUCCACCAGAAAUGAAUGCCAACAGUAUGCCUAAACAAGUUGAGGUGAGGAUGCAUGAGAGUCACCUGGAGCCCAUUGAGGCCAGGCCUCAGUCCAAGUGUGCCCAAAUCUGCUCCAAGAUGUUCAAGAACCUUCUGCUCACGCUCACUGUCCUCGGUGUGAUCUUGGGAGCUGUAUCAGGGAUGUUGCUCCGUGUUGCCUCUCCGAUCCACCCAGAUAUUGUCAUGGUGAUCUCUUUUCCUGGAGAUAUCCUGAUGAGGAUGCUGAAGAUGUUGAUCCUCCCACUCAUCAUCUCCAGUUUAAUCACAGGUCUGGCUGGUUUGGAUGCCAAAUCUAGCGGUCGCUUGGGCACCAGAGCUAUGGUCUACUACAUGAGCACCACUAUUAUUGCUGCUGUUCUGGGAGUCAUCCUAGUGUUACUGAUCCACCCUGGCAACCCCAAACUGAAGGAGAAUCUGGGCGAGGGCGAGGUCAAUGAUGAUGUGUCCAGCUUGGAUGCCUUCUUUGAUUUGAUCCGGAACCUGUUCCCAGAGAAUCUGGUGCAGGCUUGUUUCCAACAGAUCCAGACUGUCACAAAGAAGAUAGAAGUGGCUGUUGAGGAGGAUGUUAAUGCCACCACCUUGGAGGGCCUAGUGGCUAACAUUACCAAGGAGCCUCAGUACAUCGUCAGAAAGUCCCUACAGUUCAAAAGUGGCAUGAAUGUUCUGGGUCUGAUUGGUUUCUUUAUUGCAUUUGGCAUCUGCAUGGGCAAGAUGGGAGAAAAGGCCAGACUCAUGAUUGAAUUCUUCAACAUCCUCAAUGAGAUUGUGAUGAAAAUUGUCAUCUUGAUCAUGUGGUACUCUCCCUUUGGUAUUGCCUGUCUCAUCUGUGGUAAGAUCAUCUCCAUCAAGGACCUGGAGGUGGUGGCCAGGCAGCUGGGCAUGUAUAUGGUCACUGUAAUUAUUGGCCUCAUCAUCCACGGAGCAAUCUUCCUGCCCAGCAUCUACUUUGUUAUCGUCAGGAAAAACCCCUUCACCUUCUUCCUGGGCAUCUUCCAGGCCUGGAUCACUGCCCUGGGGACAGCCUCCAGUGCUGGUACACUGCCUGUCACCUUCCGUUGUCUGGAGGAGAACUUGGGUAUUGACAAAAGAGUCACUCGGUUUGUGCUCCCAGUCGGUGCCACCAUCAACAUGGAUGGAACUGCUCUGUAUGAGGCUGUUGCAGCCAUCUUUAUUGCCCAGAUGAAUGGCAUCCACCUUGACCCUGGUCAGAUUGUCACUGUCAGUCUGACAGCCACCCUGGCCAGUGUUGGAGCAGCCAGUAUUCCCAGUGCUGGCCUGGUGACUAUGCUCUUGAUCCUUACUGCUGUAGGCCUGCCAACCCAAGACAUCAGUCUGCUGGUUGCUGUUGACUGGCUGCUGGAUCGAUUCAGGACUUCAGUGAACGUGGUGGGUGACUCCUAUGGUGCAGGCAUCGUGUACCACAUGUCCAAGGCAGAGCUGGACGAGCUGGAUGCGCACACGGCUAAAUCAGAUGACAUUGAAAUGAUGACGAAGACCCAGUCUUAUUAUGAUGACAUGAAGAACCAUCACGAAAACAAUUCCAACCAGUGCGUCUUAACCGCUACCGCUACCUCUACCUCUACCUCUGCCACAACUGCUACCGUCACUGCUAACAAUUCUGUUGUAGUAGAUGAAUGCAAGGUAACCUCAGCUACUAACGGCUCUGCUGCGGAGUGCACGCUUGUUGAGGAGGAACCAUGGAAACAUGAAUAA